Messenger RNA from Vanessa tameamea, 1246 nucleotides. RefSeq names its product HIG1 domain family member 1A, mitochondrial-like. The record is from RefSeq and is a predicted model, not a curated record. Bases 177 to 458 code for a protein of 93 amino acids. Gene Ontology annotation, cellular component: mitochondrion. Lineage: Eukaryota; Metazoa; Arthropoda; Insecta; Lepidoptera; Nymphalidae. The transcript has 3 exons. Gene Ontology annotation, biological process: mitochondrial respirasome assembly.
AGUUUAAUGUCAAAGUCAAUAGAAUACUAGAAUAUAAUGGUGUGUGAAAUGUGAAGUGUGGACAAGGUUAUACAAAAUUGUGAUGCAAUGUUAGGGAAAUUUUUAAAAAUUAUAUAAUAAAGUACCUUGGAAGUUAUUUAUAAUAAUUUGAUUUAAGAGUGAUUUCAAACCUCACAAUGAAUCCAGAAAAAGUUUUUGACUAUAGUGAUGAAUCUCAAGCUGAGCGUUUUGCAAGAAAAUCAAAGGAUUCGCCCUUUAUGAUAAUAGGUAUCAUAGGGUUGAUAGGUGUAUGUAGCUAUGGAGCCUACCAAUUCAAACACCGAGGUAAAAUGAGCACAAGUGUAUUUCUAAUGCAGCUCAGAGUUGCAGCCCAGGGAACUGUUGUAGCCGCACUUACAGUUGGCAUUGGAUAUUCAAUGGCCCAAAGAUAUUUACUUAAAGAUGAAAAAAAGCAAUAACUUUUAGCAAAAUUCUCACAUAGAAAAUGUAGUUGCUUUCAUUGGUGAAUGUUCCAGUAUUGUUGCAGGGAAUUUUAAAAUCUCUAUUUAAUCUCAAUUCUUUAUGUCAGACACAAAAUGUUAUUUGGCUAUUGUUUAACUUAUGUUUAAGUUAAUUUAUUAAGUAGGAACUAAUUUUGUUUUGUGAUGUUAGUAUGUAAACAGUGAUCAUUAUUGAAUGUAUAUAAUCCAUGAAAUAAAAAAAAUUCUUAAAUGGUUUGUUAAGCUACUGUAACUAAGUAAGAAAAUAUUUAUUAAAUGUUUUCCAUCUAUAUUUAAUUUUAUUGAGGUAUAUCAAAUAUCCAUAUGUAUAUGGAAACUGAAAAAAACUUUAUUUCUUUAAUGUAAAGUCCAAAAACUAGCAACUUAGUUACAUUCAGAAUGGAUCAAGCUGAAUAAUAUUAAUAAUUAGAUAAUCUCACAUCUUUUUUCUUUCAGUAUCAAAUGAAACUAAAACAAUAAUAUAGCAGAUGUAACAUAAAAAAACAAUAGUUAUUUUUGAGUUUAAUUUAUAAUUAUAUACCAAGUUUGAGCUAACCACUGUUGUAAAUUACACCAUCUUAAUAACACAAUUACUUCAUUGUGCUAUUGGAUUGAUAUGACAUGCAAAACAAAACAAAAGAAUUCAUUUUCUGCAAGUUUUCAGCAGCUAAAGAGUAAAAUUCUGUUUUUAUUUAAUUUUUAUUUUCUAAAUUGUAUUCCGGUAAGUUUCGAUGUAUUUAAUACAAGUAAAAUUUGAUGACAUCAAA